Molecule: messenger RNA, 1266 nt
Organism: Serendipita indica DSM 11827
Lineage: Eukaryota; Fungi; Basidiomycota; Agaricomycetes; Sebacinales; Serendipitaceae
Source: the annotation of a GenBank genome assembly
AUGCUCGGAAUACGAUGUUACAGUGGUCUUCGAACCGCGUUCGUCAAACCAUCUCCGUCAUGGGGUCGAAUGCGACAGGUUACACCGUUGUGCCAACGGUUUUAUUCACCUCGAUCUCAUCCACCGCAUUCAACACCGGAAAGAGCCUCUUUAGAGCUGGAAAAGGAGCGCUCUAUUCUUCAAGAGCCAAUGUUUAGCAAUGCCUCACCAAAACCGCGAAUAGCUGUUCCAAUCCUGUUUGCAUUAUUGGUGUCUGGGCUGGGCUUUGGAGUCGCGGCCGUGCGUACAAACGAGGAGACUGAGAAAUGGCGAGAACGCAUCUCGGUCGUGGCUCCGAUUUUUCCGUGGGGUGUAACCUCUCAGAGCGCUACGAUGUAUGGCGAAUGGAGACAAGCCAAAGGCCGAGCAUGGCAAGAGGCUUUUGAUAACUUUCAGAAGAAGACAGUGGCACUCCCUGCUACAGUUCGCUCUUUUUUCAAUUAUGCCUACUAUUACGUCGCACAGUCAUGGGUCAAUUUGACCGAGGGCAAAGAGAUGAGCUACAAACUUGUGGGCUGCUUCGCUGCAGUCUACGUGAUGGGCUUGAUACCUGUUGCACGACAAUUCGCGCAUCGGGCGUUUAGUCAUGACCCGCUGUCUGGCCGGGUGACGACUCUGUUUACAUCGCAAUUUGGGCAUGCCGGACUAUUGCACAUGGCGGUGAAUUCCUUUGCGCUGUUGGGCUUUGGUGAGUUUGCUUGGAGCUAUCUGCGCCACAAGCAAGUAUCUGGCGCUGGAAAGAUGGAUGAAGCGCUAAGCGGCUACCAUUUCCUCGCCUUUCACCUCGCAGCGGGGACGGUAGCGGCACUGACAUCGCAUCUGUUCGCUGCCCGAGUGCUGGUCCCCCGGAUGAUGUCCGCAAUCUCAAAGGGGGGCGAAGUGACCGCAACACAAAUUCUGCCUAGUACUGGGGCGUCUGGGGCGAUAUGGGCGAGUCUGAUGGUGACCGCGCUUGGAUGGCCACACACGACGGUGACACUGGUGUUCCUGCCCUUUUUCCCAAUAUCGAUUGGCACAGGCGUUUACGGACUUGUCGCGCUUGAUAUCAUCGGACUGAUUCGCGGAUGGCGGUUCUUUGACCAUGCCGGUCAUUUGGGGGGCGCUGCGUUUGGUGCUCUCUACUUUUACUAUGGACCAGGUUGGUGGGAGUGGUGUAGAGAACAAGCAGCUAGGCUCUCUUUGUCGCGGCGGUCGCCUCCGCCUGGCUCGACGUUGACGGUUGCCUGA